AGUAAAACUCCUCCCCCAACUCAGAAGAAACUGUGCAUUUCCUACUUUUAUGCUGUCUAUAUGUUUGACUUGCACAGCUCAGCUGGUCAGAGGAGCUGAGACAUCCGUUCCCCUACGAGAAUCUCUCUCGAGUCAAGCAAAAUGGAUUAUCAAACAUCAACUCCCCUCUAUGACAUUGAUUAUGGGAUGUCAGAGCCCUGCCAAAAAAUCAACGUGAGGCAAAUUGCAGCCCGGCUCUUGCCCCCACUCUACUCGCUGGUAUUCAUCUUUGGUUUUGUGGGUAACAUGCUGGUUGUCCUCAUCCUGAUAAACUGCAAAAAGCUGAAGAGCAUGACUGACAUCUAUCUGCUCAACUUGGCCAUCUCUGACCUACUUUUCAUCAUCACCAUCCCAUUUUGGGCUCACUAUGCUGCAGACCAGUGGGUCUUUGGAAAUACAAUGUGCCAGUUAUUCACAGGGUUCUAUUUCAUUGGUUAUUUUGGUGGAAUCUUCUUCAUCAUCCUCUUGACAGUCGAUAGGUACCUGGCUAUCGUCCACGCUGUGUUUGCUUUAAAAGCCAGAACAGUCACCUUUGGGGCGGCGACAAGUGUGGUCACUUGGGUGGUGGCUGUGUUUGCCUCUCUCCCAGGAAUUAUCUUUACCAAAUCCCAAAAAGAAGGCUCUCGUCAUACAUGCAGCCCACAUUUCCCAUCCAGUCAGUAUCAUUUCUGGAAGAAUUUCCAAACUUUAAAGAUAGUCAUCUUGGGGCUGGUGCUGCCACUGCUUGUCAUGAUUGUCUGCUACUCGGGAAUCAUAAAAACCCUGCUCCGGUGUCGCAAUGAGAAGAAGAAGCACAAGGCUGUGAGGCUCAUCUUCGUGAUCAUGAUUGUCUACUUUCUCUUCUGGGCUCCCUACAACAUCGUCCUUCUCCUGAGCACCUUCCAGGAAUUCUUUGGCUUGAAUAACUGCAGUGGCUCUAACAGGCUGGACCAAGCCAUGCAGGUGACAGAGACCCUGGGGAUGACGCACUGCUGCAUCAACCCCAUCAUCUACGCCUUCGUGGGGGAGAAGUUCCGAAACUAUCUCUUACGGUUCUUCCGAAAGUACUUCGCCAGCCGCUUCUGCAAAGGCUGUCCAGUCUUCCAGGGAGAGGCUCCAGAGCGACCAAGCUCCGUUUAUACACGAUCCACAGGAGAACAGGAAAUCUCUGUUGGCUUGUGAUCUGACUCAGUUUAUAUAUGCAAACUGUGGGGGAGUAGUUCUUUUCAAGAGGAAAUUACUGUCAACAAGGGUUUAAGACUUCAUCCAUCAAUUUGGCAUCAGCUCUAAAUAUAUUAGAUAUUUCAAGCCCAUCAAUUCUAGAAAGCCAAACCAAAACAUGCUGAUGAAAUAGCAAUCUUCUCACCAUCCCCCUUCACAUACAAUAAUUUAUUGGAAAGCUCUCCCCUCACUACAAAAGGUUCAAUGUCUUUAAAAAAAUUUCUCAGAGAAUCAUUAAUUCCUGAGUUUGGUUACCUGAACAGGAAUAACAAAAUGAACUGAGGAAAAUAUUGUAUAGUUUCUUUUCUGGGUAGGGCCAUAGCCAGGUUGCAAAUGUGAUUAAAAUAGGUCCUUCUCUUGCCAUGGAGAGAAAAGACAUGCCGGUGAUCAGAUAAGGAAUGACAUCUUCCAUGUGGGAUCUCCCCCAAAAGGUAUGUUAGUAAGUUCCACAGACACUGAUGCCAAAGAAGAGCCCUGUGGUCUGCUGAGAGCUGGGAAGGCUUCUUCACAGAAAAGGGACUGGAGGUCAAUGGUCUGUUGGUGGAGAAGGAAGCUGAGCUCCAGGAUGCAGGCAAAACUUGGCUGUGGGGAGACAGGCACUGGCUGGGGGAACUCCUGGGAUGAAAAAUGAGGCUGGCACAUGAGAAAACUGGAUGGCAUCAUUCAUCAAAGUCCGAGAGCCGAGUGGGGAGCCCUGGCCAGUGUUGCAGAAGGCUCAUUCUGUAACCAAAGGAUGGCCUGGAAAGGUGAGCAUUCAGGUCAAGGAGACCAGCAACAAUGUGAUUAAGUGAGGAGGCUCCACUGAAGUUGAAGCCAGAGAUGGGAAGGAUGGAUACCUCCUCACAGCAUUGAGGAUGAGAGUCAGCAGAAUUUGGGGUGGAUUUGGCUUGGCAGUGAAGGGCAGAGAGGAAUCAGAGACUCCCUAGAUUUGAGGCAAGCAUCAGAAGUGCCCUAAAAGAGACAUCAAGCACAGGAGGAGGAGGAGGUUUAGGUCAAAACAGGGGUUGCUGGAAGAGAAAGGGUCCGGUUUCGUAAGCUGAACACCACCCUAGGCAGACAGACCCUGGGCUGUCUGCCGUUGACUGCUCCAGCCACCAGAGCAGUCCUUCCAUCCUGGCUCAAACCAUGAGGCAUCCCCAGGUGGCUCUCAAAUACUAGAUUUAUAAAUGCACGAGUCUGAGGUCCAGAAACACUUCCAGGUCAGAUAUGACAUUUGGGUGGUACUGAUUACAUAGUUAACAAAAAUCCAAAGCUUUAUAAGCACUGAGUAAAGAGGCCCGGAAGAGCUGAAGGAAGCCUAAAUGACUGCUUCUAAGUACAGUCUUCUGGAUUUAAUAUCAAUAGAUAAAGGGAAGAAGGACACACUCAUUUGGAAACAAGUUGCUUCAAGCUUUUUAAACCACAGAAUACACAAUUUACCAACCUCUGUGCUUCAACCUGAGUGUGGGGGCUAGAGAUACACAUUUCAGAUGCAUUUCUGAACAAACCUUAUCCAAACACUAAGAGACUUCUUUCAAAGGAAGAAUUGUGUGGGAUUUUUGCAGUUUGCUAGUUAUAUUAUUAUUUUGUAUAUGCCUAAGACUGUUUUGAGUCCAGGGGUAGCUAAGACCACCACUAUAAAGAUUAGGUGGGAAAACACAAAGGUAUGAGAACCUCUCAAGAGAUUAAGAUGUCAGAAUAAGAGGUACUACUGAUUUUUCUCCAGCUCUAAAGUGUGAAACUUGAGGGUUGUGGCUGUCAAUAGGAAGUGACUGGAAGGGUCUUUUGUCUUGCUCUUAAAGUUGUUGAGAGUAUACACGUGGCAUAUGAGCCUCGUCUCUGGGUCAGUUCAAACAUUCUGACAUAUAUAUAUAUAUAUAUAUAUAUAUAUAUAUACACACACACAUAUACAUAUAUGUGACAUUAUUAUGUAUAUAGACAGUUACAAGUUGCUUGAAAGAAAAUAUGCAUCUAAUAAAAACUCUAAAAAAUAAUUGACUGUAUUCUUGUUCUUUCAGCCAAUGUACAUUUAGAAUACUGCACAUAAAAUUGUGAGAGAACUUUUUAAGUAGCUGAUUUGGAAAAUUUCACGCACAUACAAACACACAUAUUGAGGAUUACUUUUUCUAAUUGUUUUUGAAAAAUAGUUGACCCUCUCACUGGGUAAAACUGCCAGAAUAAUUUGUUUUUAAAGAUGCUAUCUCUCAGAGUGGAGAUCCUGAGCAACUGACCCUGAAAACUUUUAAAUUUCAAACUUAAUUCUCUACUCAAGCAAAAGAAUUGACAUGAUUCUUCAGAGAAAAUCAAUGUGUGAUUCAACACAUGUUAGCUGUCUAGGUUGGACAAUGGAAAAGACAUAAUGUUGUAACUUGGUCAUUCAUCUGUAAUCUUGUGUUGCAGACACAUGCUACAGAAAAAGGUCAUCGGUGGCUGUAAAGAUUGCUUUUGUUUCAUUUGACAAUCUCUCCCCAAAACCUGGCUGCCAUUGCAGUGAUGGCAACAGUGUUCACAUAGACUUCUGUGCACGUGCCUCCUUCUGUCAAGGAGGACAGGUGCUCCAGGUAGAGGUGACCUACCUGGACACAUUCACACAGUUUUCCCCCUGCUUCCCUCUCCUCUUCCAAGCACACCCUAGAGUCGGUUGCCAUCCUAACUUGGAGGUCUGUGACAAGGACAGCUUCUCCCUAACAAUACUGAAGGACUGCCUUCCAUCUCACAGGGCACAAGGAAGCAUGAACCAAGGUCAGCUGGGAGGGGCUGGGGUUAAAGCAGAGGGAAGGACCAGGGAGAAAGGAGGCCUCCCCUGUAAGAUGAAGGUGGCUGCAUAGGGAGUUUGGAAGAUGUCAGUUUUAUGACUGAUACACAUGUACUUCUCAUCCUCUUUCCUGCUAAAUAAAACAAGUCCAAUGUCAACAUGAAGAAAAGCUAUCCAACGUGUCUGUGGCCUUCCCAGGGUGCAUCUUGUCCCCCAUCAUGUGUACUCCUCACCACUCAUUUGCCUGGAUCCUCCACACCCCUGGCUCUGCAGGCCCCUUCACUGCCCACUUUUUGCCCAUUGUUUAGAUCAUAAAUGAAUGUUAAUUCAUUGUGGCCCACAGGCUCUGACUUAUCUCAAUGCCUCAACCCAGAAGCCCUGUCAAGGAGGGGGUUUCGUACGUGCCAUGGAGAAAGUCAAAGAAAAGGUGAAUGUCCUUAGAGGGAGGAAUAAUGUGCAAAUUCAUAAAUUAGGAUUCUGCUGACAUCUGUAUUACAAGGGUUCUCAGUAGCAGCAGCUCUCACUAAAUUAAAUGCGUUGGUAUUUCUAGUGACUAAAUUAAUGUCAUUUACUUUAAAAUCAAAGGACAGAUUCCCCCACAUGAACAUAGAUGUCCAAGUGUUAACCCUUCUUAUGAAGGCAGGAGACUUACCACGGAAGUGAGAUGUGAGCCAGAGAACAACUCCUGAACUUCCUAACUGCUCUGGCUCAUAGCUUGAAGCAUAUCCUUUACCAGCAAUUCAGGGUUUGUGCAGAGCAUCUAUAUAACCCUUGGGGUGAGGGUAGACAGAAGAGGCAGAAAGAGGCAUUUUCCAUAGGUCCUUUUCAAUUAAAUAAAAUUCACUAUAAAAAUCUUGCUUGUAUUUUUCUAAAAUACUGUCAAACUUUAAUAUUUUACAUUAUGUAUAUGUCUAUGCCACACCUUUCAUUUUCCUUAAUUUAUUGUAAGCAUUUUUGUAACUCUUAUAUUUGGCUCCAUACUGUUACUACUUUGAGAAUAAGUUCUGUGUCACUUUGAUUCUGUCAUGCUUCAGCAACUUAUGUUUGUCCCUUAUAAAGUGGCAACUAUUUUUUUAAAGUACAGCUUAUAUGUCGUUUUCAAAUUAAAUGCAAAGCCAUUAAGAACCUUGUGCUGUACUGCCCUCCUGUGGCCACCUAGCAAACUAACAAGUGUGGCCAGCAGCCAUCCUUGAUCAGAGAGAUGCAGACGGGGCAUUCUUAUACUCAGCUAUUUCAUGUCUGUCUCUGCUGGCACCACAGCUGUUGUGUACAAGAAUUAUCACCACAACAGGUCGGGGUGGAUGAUGCACUACUCGUUAUUUGUGAAGAACAAGUGGAGCAUCAGUGGAGGCCUCACUGAUGGAAUGGCAAUGCACUCCGGUACUGUUGCUUGGAGAAUCCCAUGGACAGAGGAGCCUGGCCGGCCAUAGUCCAUGGGGUCGCAAAGAGUCAGACACAACUGAGCAACUUUCACUGAUGCCUGUAGUGAAGGUCCCAGCUGCCCAGAACCAAUCUCUGCAGAUCUGGCCAAUUUCUGGGAUUCAGAUUUGAAGUCUGUGAUGCAGCCUGUGGUUCUUUCAGAAAUUCCCCAGGUGAUUCUAAGUGCUGCCACAAGUUUGAACACCACUUUCUUACAGCCGGUUGAACCGAAAGCAGGUUCAGGGAGGACCGCCAUCUGGACAGGAUGCUGCCCAGCCUCGGAGUGGGCGACUUGUGGGCCCAGGAGAGUCUGGACUCAGAUCUUUCCAUUUUCAUAGCAGAACACUGACUCUGUCUUCCCCUAGGCUGAUUUUAAAAGCAUGUAAAUCUAGACUUAAUUGGCAAUAUAAAAAUAAUCUGUAUUCGAGGCUCCAAAUAUUUUGCUUUCAUUUCUGGUUUUGGAUUGUGUUUUGACCUGUCUGUUCCAAGUGAAAAGUAAAUAAAGUGGGAUGUCUGGCGCCCAUGCUGAGCUUGGCGGCUUCAAAUUCAAUAAAGAACACAUCAAGGUCUGUCUGAGAUGGUU
Bubalus bubalis (water buffalo) is the source of this 5975-nucleotide messenger RNA. Its product is annotated as C-C chemokine receptor type 5. Gene Ontology annotation, molecular function: chemokine (C-C motif) ligand 5 binding; C-C chemokine receptor activity. The record is from RefSeq and is a predicted model, not a curated record. Gene Ontology annotation, biological process: G protein-coupled receptor signaling pathway; immune response; chemotaxis. Lineage: Eukaryota; Metazoa; Chordata; Mammalia; Artiodactyla; Bovidae. The coding region runs from base 142 to 1200 and encodes 352 amino acids. The transcript is spliced from 2 exons. Gene Ontology annotation, cellular component: cytoplasm; membrane.